Molecule: messenger RNA, 736 nt
Organism: Nanorana parkeri
Lineage: Eukaryota; Metazoa; Chordata; Amphibia; Anura; Dicroglossidae
Product: serine/threonine-protein kinase WNK4-like
Exons: 4
Coding region: 38-499 (153 amino acids)
Source: RefSeq, a predicted model, not a curated record
UAUCUUAGCGUCGGCAGAUGGGAAAGGUGUAGAUCCCAUGUCUUCUAGCGAAGAGGAGAACCAGGAAAAGACACCCCAGCAGAUCUCCACAGUUCAGGUCUGGCUACAUUACACCAGAGGUAUUGCUUAUCUCAGCAGUGAUGAUACUGAGAGUGAAGAUGAGGAGAUAUUCGAGGAGCUUCAGCAGCUAAGACAGAAACAUAUGUCUGAAGUUCAGGUGUUACAAGCACUGCAGAAGAAAGAGAUUGAAGAGCUGUAUUGUAGGAUGGGAAAAGUGCCUCCCCCAGGUAUUGUGUCUCCAGCAGCCAUGCUGUCCAGUCGACAGAGGCGUCUAUCAAAGGGAAGCUUCAACCCAUCGAGGAGGAACAGCCUACAGAGAUUAGAGCUUCUACCAGCUGCUGGAAUUAGGAAGAACUCACUUGGGGGAAGCAGUACAGGCUCACAGGAACAAUAUUCUAAUAAAGCAGUCACAUUCACAGGAGAUGUCACAAGAAUGUAAUGCCAUCUAUAAGAAACUCUUGAAUAUAAAUAUUGGGCUACCUCAGCGGUUGUUGUUCUACCAAGUAACGUCUUCUAUGGUUCAGACUUGUUGAACAAGAUAUAUAUUGACGGAUAUGGGAGAAUCAGCUGAAAGCCAGUGCAUUCAUCCUGCAGAAGAAAGAUUAGUCUUCUAGCUUGGUGGAUCCUAUAUUCAAAAUAAAUAAUUGAAACCAUGUCUGUCAUAGUAAUGGCUAGU